AUGUCGACAAACGACACCUUCUACCUUCGCUACUACUCCGGUCACUCCGGGCGCUUCGGCCACGAGUUUCUCGAAUUCGACUUCCGAACAAUCGCAGACGGUAGUAGCGCUGCUGUGCGAUACGCGAAUAACUCCAAUUACCGCAAUGACUCCCUCAUCCGCAAAGAGAUGUGUGUGAGCUCCGCCAUGAUCGAGGAAAUCAAACGCAUUAUCAAGCAGAGUGAAAUCCUGAAGGAGGACGACUCAAAAUGGCCACAAAAAAACAAGGACGGUCGCCAAGAGCUGGAAAUCCGACUGGGCAACGAACACAUCUCUUUUGAGACCGCGAAAAUCGGCUCGUUGGUCGAUGUGACUGAAUCGGCUGACCCUGAGGGUCUUCGCGUGUUCUAUUACUUGGUGCAGGAUCUCAAAGCACUUGUGUUCUCCCUCAUCUCUCUGCACUUCAAGAUCAAACCCAUUUGA
Molecule: messenger RNA, 462 nt
Organism: Penicillium oxalicum
Lineage: Eukaryota; Fungi; Ascomycota; Eurotiomycetes; Eurotiales; Aspergillaceae
Product: mago nashi family protein
Exons: 7
Coding region: 1-462 (153 amino acids)
Biological process (GO): RNA splicing
Cellular component (GO): exon-exon junction complex; nucleus
Source: RefSeq, a predicted model, not a curated record